AUGAAACGAAAAUUACCUUUCACGAUGAAUAAAAAUGCCGCUAGCGAGACAUUUAUUCACACGGAGCAGAGAUUUACAUCGUGGCAAGUCACGUCAUCGGAUAAGGAGAGCGAGGCGUCAACACCUCUAGAGACGGCUGGUAAAUCUUUCUUUGGAAACCUCCUAGGCGAGGCAAGAACGGGCGGCCGGGAUUUCGUCUCCCCGGGGGAGAAGAAGAAGGACCAGCAGAAGAAAGACGAAUACGAGCGCGCACAUUGGCGACCUGGUCAGAUACGUACGCCUACGCGAGAGUGGCAAGAUAUGCGACAGUUGCCCAGUGUGCAAAUGUUAGAGCAUCUUGGCAACGCUCUCAAUGAUGGCACCGCAUACCAAAAGAGCUCCACUUAUCGACCUGAAAGCCCCCUUCUUCAAGACCAGUUUUAUCCCGAUAAUGGUCUUCAAUAUGAGAACUCUUCGCAGGUCUCUUUCUGCCAACACCAAGACCUAUGUAUCGAGUGGAAUUCUCUGGAUCCGGACAACAAGAACGGCACAUGGAAGCCGAGGAUGAAAUCCUACUUCAAGUCUCCUUUGGAUCAUGAGGACCACAAGUCCUGCCCUGCACCUGAUUACCAGACGCGGGGCAAGAUUCUGGCUGAGCGUAUAAUCCAGAAGUUUCUGGACAUGGAGAAUGGCAAGCUUACCGCACGAGAUAGGCGAGACGGAAAGGAGCCACGUAGGCCACCGCCAAACAAUAGGGUGGAGCGUGAAAUUCAGUGCAUGAUUUCUCAGAUGAGCAGGGGCAAACACGAGAAGAUUGUCGAGCAGCGGGAGGCUACGCGGGUGUUAAUGAAUGCCCAAGACCGUAAGAAAGAGCUGGACACGAUGGUGUUGCAACAAGCACAACAAGAGGUGCAUCGCGGUCAGCGAGCUAAAGGCAUCACAGUUGACGAUUCGGAAGAUGACGAGGCGCCAUUGACAAAGCCCAAGAAAUUGAGAGUCAACACCAAGAGCACAUCUUUGGCAAAGCGGUCCACCAAGGAUGAAAAGAAGUCGCCAAUGACGAAGCGAACGAAGACACCACUGAAGCCUCGGAAGGCGAAGACGACUGGGGCAGAGUCUGAUGAAGACGGCCAUGUCGUGCCUAAAAAGGUGACUUCUGUACGGCCAAUACAUCGACGUCUCGUUUCGGAGCAAAGUUCAGAUGAAGAGGAGCAGCCUAAGGCAACUCCGAAGACCAAGACAACGGUGAAGCAACCACAGGCCCCAAAGGCUUCUCGAAAGCCAAAGCCGCGCGAAAUGACUACAGAGGAGCGAACUCUUCUAGCAGGUAUUCAUCAGGUCGAAGAGGAAGAGACGGAGCAUUACGCCGCGGUUGAGGUGAACGAAGAACCGCAGUCGGAAUCUCCUGAAGCAGACAACAAAGAUGAAGACGAUGAGCUUCGCAGUGUGCUAGCAGCGAUAGAGCGUCCUAACAUGGUUACAGGUGUCACUCAUCCCCAGCAAGCCUCUGUCACCGAGACGGCUACUAUAAAGAGGGCGACAAACGAGAAGGAUAUUGAAGAGGUUGAAGAAAGCUGGAGCUUCUUCAAGGCUGCAAGAGCAGAAGUGCAAGGGCAGGAGCAGGCUGACGACGAAGAAGACCAAGCGUUUACUCAGCCGUCAGAGACAUCUGCCACACCGGAGGCUGAUGAAGUUGCGCAUCAAGCACCUCUCAAGAAACCAGAGCAGACGAAGUCAAAGAAGCGCAAGGCAGCCGUCAUCGAGGAAGACAUGAGUGAAAAGCAGUCGCAGAAGAAGUCUAAGAAGUCUGCUGCCAUCAUUACGGACAGUGAUGACGACGCAGACUAUACACUACCUGCCGCGGCAACGAAGCUGCCAGAGGAGAUGGUCUGCGAAGGUUGGGAGGCUGAGGGAGCUGCGUUGGUAGAAGAGGUAGUUCAUCAACAAGAAAAGGAAGAGGAGCAGGAGCAGGAGCAGAAAGAGACCGCAGAGGAGAAUGAGGUAACGGAGACUAUUGAGACUCAAGAGACCAUUGAUAUCACGGACACGAUGGAGAAGAUUGCAACCACGCAGAUUAUUGGAGUCGACCACACCACGCAACUCGACGAGACGGAGCCUUCCGCUGAAGAUACUUCGACUCUCCCUUCUCCUUCAAAGAAGCGCAAGAGGAGUUCCACUCCCGAGCAGAUCCCCGAGGUGUCAUCAAGCAAGGAGUUGGACACCAAUGCACAGCCUGCCAAAAAGCUCAAGUCCUCCCCUGCAGAAGAAGAAAUCACCGUUAUCCAGGAAGAAGUCACACGCCCCUCCACCCCGCAGCCAUCGUCGUCGGUACCCCCAUCACCCUCAAGCACUCCCUCGCCGCUAAAGAGCACCAAGCGAAAGAAUGUAUUUUCUGAUUCCAUGGCUGAAGAAGAGGAUUCGUCUGUGACAUCUUCUACGCCAUCGAGGCUAGUUGAGAAGGUGAAGCGGGUUGCGUUUUCUCCAGAGGUUACGUCUCCUUGUGGACGGGAGCGGAAGAUGAGUAUCCCGUAUAUGGUUGACGUUGAGGGUGAUGCGGGGGUUGUGAAUGGUGAGGUGGAUAACACAGCGUUGUCCGAGGAUGACGAAGAUGGUUUAGAUGAGUUGUUCCUCGAGUAG
Messenger RNA from Cucurbitaria berberidis CBS 394.84, 2616 nucleotides. RefSeq lists its product as uncharacterized. The coding region runs from base 1 to 2616 and encodes 871 amino acids. The record is from RefSeq and is a predicted model, not a curated record. The transcript has a single exon. Lineage: Eukaryota; Fungi; Ascomycota; Dothideomycetes; Pleosporales; Cucurbitariaceae.